Messenger RNA from Nymphaea colorata (pocket water lily), 887 nucleotides. RefSeq names its product PLAT domain-containing protein 3-like. The transcript has 2 exons. Lineage: Eukaryota; Viridiplantae; Streptophyta; Magnoliopsida; Nymphaeales; Nymphaeaceae. Gene Ontology annotation, molecular function: protein binding. Bases 80 to 661 code for a protein of 193 amino acids. The record is from RefSeq and is a predicted model, not a curated record.
UUAUAUAUGACAGAUCCUUAUCGCAAUCCCACCACUCGCAUCACUCGCUGCAAUCGUCGAGAGAAAAACCAAAACGAUCAUGGCUCCCAUUCGCCGCCUCCUGCCUGCUCUCCUCCUCCUCCUCUUCGUCAUCUCAGAUGUGGCGACCAGCAGCUCCUCUAACGACAACUGUGUCUACACGGUCUACGUCCGGACGGGAUCGAUCAUCAAGGGAGGCACCGACUCCAAGAUCUCGCUCACCAUUUCCGACUCCUCCUACAGGCCGGGAGUCCACGUGAAGGACCUGGAGUCAUGGGGGCUGAUGCCGGACGGCCACGACUACUACGAGCGCGGCAACCUCGACAUCUUCAGCGGCCGAGGCAGGUGCCUCGAUGGCCCGAUCUGCUACCUUAACCUCACCUCCGACGGCACGGGGCCGCACCACGGCUGGUACUGCGAGUACGUCGAGGUGACCGCCACCGGGCCGCACCUCGGCUGCAGCCAGACCAUCUUCUACGUUCGCCAGUGGCUCGCCCUCGACGCGCCCCCUUACCGCCUCGACUCCAUCAUAAACGGCUGCGCUGCUGCCGCCGAUUCUCAUGCCAAGAGAGGAAGAUCCACCUUCUAUGGUGAAAAUGCACUGGGUCGUGAUGGCGUGGAGGCCUCCUCAUCCUCAUCAUGAACAUGAAACUUGUCCAUCCAUGCAUGUUAUGUCAUGCCCAUCAUUGGUCAUCAUCAUCGUAAAACAGAUGACCAUCGUAAAAUAUGGCGAUCCAUGUACUAUGUGAGUCGAUUGUCCUGUGUUCUCAGUCUCUUGUCCUCUCUGCCCAUGUGCAUGUACGAGAGAUUCCCUUUAGAUGAACGCUGGACAUUCUGAUCUCUAUGCAAGUUAUGACUAUCCUGCUGUA